Calliphora vicina (urban bluebottle blowfly) is the source of this 1990-nucleotide messenger RNA. RefSeq names its product CTBP-interacting protein (gene CtIP). Bases 77 to 1909 code for a protein of 610 amino acids. Lineage: Eukaryota; Metazoa; Arthropoda; Insecta; Diptera; Calliphoridae. The transcript is spliced from 7 exons. The record is from RefSeq and is a predicted model, not a curated record.
AAAUAUACAUAGAAUUUUUACAAAAAGUGAUGUUUUUUCUUAAAUUAUUUAAAAAUAAAUUGUUUAUACUGACAUAAUGAUUUGCAAAGUAUGUAAUAGAGUACCAAAUCCUUCAGAAAAUGAAGAAUGCUUUGAAAAAGCUUUAGAUGUGUUAAAACAACAUUAUACAUUUUAUAAAAAUGCCUUGGAACAACGUGAUUUGGAACUGCAACAAAUCAAAGAACGCAAUGAAAAACUAAAUAAAGCCCUGCUACUUCUACAAAAUCAGCAACAACCGGCCAAACGUUUUAAGUCGCAACAUGGUGAUGAUUAUUGGUCGGGCAAUAACUCCUCUCAGGAAGAGCGUGCUAACUCUGAUCUUAGUAUAAUAGAUGAUGAACCCAUGGGUGUAACAAAUUUGAAUAUGGCUCUUAAUAGUGAGCAAUUAUUUGAUACAUCCGCUUUGAGUCAGUCCAAAAAUAAUGUUAGCUUGACUUCAUCGUCAGAGUUGAUACAGAGUCCUCGCACGAAAGAGUCGCCCAAGAGAAAUAAACAAAGAGAUAUUAGGCGCUGUUUAAAAGAUCGCAACAAGAGUUUAGAAAGAUCAAAAUCAGAAUGGAACAUAAAAGAUCGCAAUAGUCCGGCGGAAAUAUCCUGGGCCAUGAAAUUGUUACAACCUGAUAAAAAUGGCGGUGAAGUUAAAAAGUGUGGGGAUAAGAAAUUGUGUUUGUCGUUGAAGAAACCAAAUCCCAGUAAAAUAAAGCAAUCAUUGUUAAAUUUUAAUAAACCAAGUGAUGGAAGCAUUCGUGAGAGUAUGGAUAAAAGAUUUCGUUUAUCAUUAUCGAAACCUUAUUAUAGCAAAAUGAAAUCCAAUGAUAUAUAUUUAAGUGAGUCUGAAGAUGGUGAAGAUAUAAUCGAUGCGAGUCCUGUGAUACCACAGAAAAACACCAAGGCAGGUCGUUCCUGGGCGCACAGAAGCGGCCACAAUUACAGCAGCAACACAACCAGCAACAACUCCUCAAACGCCUUAGUAAACGUAACAACCCCCAAAGAUGAUGAUGAUGUUGAUACUAACAAAACCCUAGAUGAUAUUGUCUUUGACUUUUCACCCUCGAAAAAGACAGAUGAUACGCUGGAUCUAAAUUCUCCUAAAACUACACAGCCAAAACAACUAAAAUUCGACAAUAAUGAUAUCUCUACGGACUGUACUUCCUUACCAAAUGAACAUUUAAGUAUUUCAACAAAUAAGAAUGAUACGUCGAGUGUGGUGAUAUUAACACCCAGUAGUGAGGAUAUAAUAUUUGUAGAUGAUACUUGCGAUUAUGACCAAGAAAUUGAUACUAUGGACUUAUUAGGCGAUAAUUUAGAGAAACUUAAAAAAUAUGAAAGUAAAUGCAUACAAAAGCAGCAAACUAAGGAACUAGAUGUAUUUAAAAAGCCUAAGGAAAAAAUGCCACCUGCUAAUGACAUAAAACCCAUAAAUAAAAUUAAACAAGAAAAAAUUACCCAAGAUUUAAAGAAAGAAACAACAUACAAACUCAACGAAGAAAAACCAAGUUGUAGCUCAACUAAAAGUUCGUUAAAAACACCAAAAACACAAAAUCCUCUAUUAGAUGAAUUUGAUACAGAAGAUGAAGAAGACUUUAUGCCUAAACCUUUUAUAGUUAAACAAGAACCCAAGUUAACAAUUAAACAACGUUUUAACAUAGAAUGUGAAGACUGUGAAAAAUUAAUCAACUUUUUAGAUAAGGGCUUAACCGAUGCCCAAAUUCAGCAGCAUUUAGAUAAAUGUAAAUACCACAAUAAUGGAGACAUUAUGCGUCAAAAUACGCCCAAAGAUUUUUGGAAUCCUUUCAUAUUGUCUUUUCAGGCCGAUGAUCCUAGAAAUGUAGUUUUAAUCGAUAAUCGUUUCAAGGAUAGCAAAAAAUAAGGAAAGUAUUUUCAGUUAAAUUUUUGUUUUAAAAAAUUACAAACAAAUUUAUUAAUUAAAUCUAAAUUUUUUUAUAUUAAA